ACAGGCUCAGCUGAUAUGGUUUAGUUGUUAGCAACUGUGCUAAUCUCGGGGACUCGAGCUGCUUCUGUCUCAGUGGAAAAAUACAGCAGGGAAGUGGUGUAUACCUUGAACCUUUGUCAGAGCCAAACACUUUUUCAAGUGUGGCCGCAUGGUGUCGAGCGCAGCGUCUGGCAACAAGGCGGCUCAGAGAGGGGAACCGUAGCAGCUUUGAUUCUCACUCUGGCUCCGCUCAUGACUUUUUGUUUGUAUAGAAAGCCUGUGGUGCAUCCAUCCGAGAGGAAUACUGAUCACUUUGUUGUUGCUGUAAGCAACUCUCGGGGGAGGGGGCUUUGUGAUGGAGGGGGAAUUCCUGAAAGGAAGCAGCCGUGAAGUGGCUGGUCAAGGCAACAAUCUUGUGAAGAAGACUCAGCUGCUGGACCGUGGCAAGUGGGCAAACAAGUUGGAGUUCCUGCUGGCUGUGGCAGGGACCCUGGUGGGCUUGGGGAAUCUCUGGAGGUUUCCUUAUUUGUGCUACAAAAAUGGGGGAGGGGCAUUUUUGGUUCCAUAUGUUCUCUUUCUUCUGGCGUGUGGUAUCCCAAUGUUCCUCCUGGAGACAGCCAUGGGCCAGUAUACAUCUCAGGGAUGCAUUACAUGCUGGAGGCACUUCUGCCCUUUGUUUGAAGGGAUUGGCUAUGCAACCCAGGUAGUGAUUGCCUAUGCUGCAGUGUCGUACAUCGUCAUCCAGGCCUGGGCUUUCUUCUAUCUCUUCUCAUCCUUCAGUACUGAGAUUCCAUGGGCCAGCUGCAGGAACCCCUGGAACACAGAACAUUGUGUUGAAUUCGACAAACAAAAUGUAUCAACUAAUUGGACCGCAGGUGCAAAUUCGACAACUCCUGCGACGGAAUUCUGGGAGAGACGAGUUCUGGGUAUAUCCAAGGGGAUAGAAGAGAUUGGCAGCCUGAGGUGGGAGCUGGCCUUGUGUCUCUUGUUGGCUUGGAUUCUGUGCUACUUCUGUGUUUGGAAAGGAGUGAGAUCCACUGGAAAGGUAGUUUACUUUACAGCCACUUUCCCUUAUGUAAUGUUGGUUGUUCUGUUGGCUCGUGGACUAACUUUACCCGGUGCCAUGGACGGCAUAAUUUUCUACCUCUAUCCUGACCCGACAAGGUUGGUGGACCCUCAAGUUUGGAUGGAUGCAGGUGCACAAGUCCUGUUCUCUUUUGGGAUUUGUCAAGGAAGUUUGACAGCUCUUGGCAGUUACAACGAGUUUAAUAAUAACUGUUACAAGGACACAUUUGUUCUGUGUUUGGUGAAUGGUGGCUCAAGCUUUGUGGCAGGCUUUGCUAUCUUUUCGGUUUUGGGAUUCAUGUCCUACGAACAAGGAUUGCCAAUACGUGAAGUGGCUGCUUCUGGACCCGGCCUGGCUUUUAUAGCAUAUCCAAGAGCUGUAGCAAUGAUGCCUUUGCCUCAGUUGUGGGCCAUAUGCUUCUUCCUCAUGGUCAUCCUGCUGGGUGCUGAUACACAGUUUGUGAGCUUGGAGUGCCUGAUGACCUCCGUGACAGAUAUGUUCCCGACUAUUUUCCGGAGGGCUUAUCGCCGAGAACUGCUGCUGCUUUGUCUCUGCUCCGUUUGUUUCUUCCUUGGGCUUCUUCUCGUCACUGAGGGGGGCUUGUAUUUCCUUCAGCUUUUUGACCAUUACGUCUGCAGCGGCAACAACCUUCUCCUCCUAUCAGUGUGUCAGUCCAUAGCAAUUGGAUGGAUAUAUGGUGCAGAUCGUCUCUACGACAACAUUGAAGAAAUGAUAGGGUAUCGUCCAUGGCCAUUAAUGAAGAUUUGCUGGCUUUACAUUACCCCUGCUGUUUGUCUGGGUACCUUCGUCUUCUCCUUGGUGAGGUACACGCCUCUCAAAUUCAACAAAACCUACGUCUACCCAACCUGGGCCUACGCUUUGGGCUGGUGCUUGGGACUGUUCUGUGUUCUGCUGGUGCCUCUCUGGAUCCUCUUUAAAGUGACACAGAUGAAAGGCACAGUAUGGCAGAAUCUCAAACAGCUUUGUCGCCCGGAAAACAAGCCCCACGACUCGGCAAAGCAACCUGAGCAGUACCCGCUGAACCCCAGCAAAACUCUGGCUCCUGCUCCCAAUGAGUACAAGGCAAGCGGUGGAGUUGAAAUGGAGGUGCAAGUAUGAGACCAUGAACAUUUUCAAAACGUUUUGCAAGCUGGGUGGUUUUAAGUUCUUGUGCCACUGGAUGAGACAUCUCUCAACUUGUCUCCAUUUAUUACUUAGUGGUUAUUGCAUUUAAAUAGAUAAGGUUAAUGUAAAUCAUUUUCAUUUGUCAGUCAGCCAACAAGCAGGCGGGAAUAUUUUCCUUCGCUAGUUGCGAGCACCGCGGUGCUGCUCUAAAGUUCUCAUAAGAACCUAUAAGAAAACUGUACCAAAAUUAAAGCACUAUGAUUAUGUUCUAACAGGAAUAUGUCCCGCAACAUGUGUGCCUGUGUAAGCUCUUGUUGGACCUGUGCAAACUCUAGUAGACUUAAUUUGGCAGGAAAAACACUAUAUUUUGCCUGUUUUAUUGCAGUUUAGGAAAUAAAAAGAAAAUACGGUGUCUCCUUCCAUUUCACUUGACAAUUAACAAAAUCCCUGUGAGAACAUGCUCAACUCCUCAACGACUGUUUUGUUUAUCCAGUGUGUCGUCACUGCCAAUUUUCGCUGUGAGGGUGCAACAAUUUGCACAUUUUGCAGUGACCACAUCAGCUGAUUGGAAUUUUAAUCCCUUAAUACACAUGUUUUAAGGAGUAGUUGUUUUCAUCAAUGAAUUCGGACUUUUGGUACCAAAAACGUUGUUAAAACAAGAUUUGAAUGUAGCUUGUUGUAUGAGAAUCACUCAAACGUACAUCUUUUGAUUAUGAUCAUAAAUCCAACCUGUCAAUUCUCCACAUAUCUGCCUUUUAAAAAAUGUUUACUGACUGAAAAGUGUCAAUUUCUCUUGCUACCCUCAGCAAUACAACUCAUCUAAUGAUACUGGGUUUUUCUUAAAACAUGCUUCUAUUUUGUUAUUUUAACAUUUACAUUGUCUUUUGUUUGUUUGCUUGUCCACUCUAUGUAAAUUAUUGUUACGAUCAUUGUGUUAGAAACACGUUAUAUUCACGUUAUAUAAAUAUACGUACAAUACAUGUUAUUAUCAUCUGUUUACACCUGCUGAGUUUUAAGAAUACUAAAAUCAUUAAAACCAUGCUGUGCACACAAUAAAACAAAAAAAAAGUUGUGGAGUAAGAGGAUUUGGACUGUUGCGCUGCAGUUGAAACACUUAGGCCAAUCAUUUGAUAUUUAGUCCAUAAAAAUGUCUUAAAUGCUGAAAAAUAAAUACAGUUAAUUGCAAGAUUA
This is a messenger RNA of Phyllopteryx taeniolatus (common seadragon), 3361 nucleotides long. Its product is annotated as sodium- and chloride-dependent GABA transporter 2-like. Gene Ontology annotation, cellular component: membrane. Lineage: Eukaryota; Metazoa; Chordata; Actinopteri; Syngnathiformes; Syngnathidae. The record is from RefSeq and is a predicted model, not a curated record. Gene Ontology annotation, biological process: sodium ion transmembrane transport. Bases 335 to 2164 code for a protein of 609 amino acids. The transcript is spliced from 15 exons.